Messenger RNA from Aegilops tauschii subsp. strangulata, 651 nucleotides. The record is from RefSeq and is a predicted model, not a curated record. NCBI's taxonomy places the organism in Eukaryota, Viridiplantae, Streptophyta, Magnoliopsida, Poales, Poaceae.
AUGGAGGAGCACCGCACCCUGAUGGGUGCGGUGGUGGAGAAGGUUCAAUCUGCUAAUAGAGGACUGAACGAAGCCUUCAACAGCCUACGGAUAGGCUUUGAGGCAUGUGACGCUUCCCUGUUGGCGGCAACCGCCCAGGCCGUAGAAGUUCCUGAACUCAAUCGGAAGCUUCAGGUGGCCGAUGAAGAACUCGACCGUAUUAAUAAGCGUGAAACGCAAGCUGGCUCAACCGAGGUCGAGACCCUCAAAGGCGCCCUUGCCCAGGCCAAGAAAGAGGCGGAGGUGAAUAAGGUAGCCGCUGAUAAAGCAGCUGCUGAACUGGAGGCCGAACAGGUUGCCCGCCACCGACAUGAAGCUCGGGUGGCCGAAGUCGAGCAAGAACUGAAGGAUGCCAUCCGCAAGUGCGAGACUUUGGAGCAGAAGACUUUGGCCCAGUCCUCUGAGCUUUCCAAGGCUCUCCAUGAUGCCAAAGAGGCGUCGCGCGAGUCCCGAAGCGCUCGUGAAGAGCUCGAGCAAGCAAGGCAGAUAGUGGCUGUUCUUCCGAACCCAGGAGGGGAACUCGACGGAGAAGCUGCUUUGGUCGCAAUAUCUCACGCCGGAACACCCGCCACUUCUGAAAGACCAGCUGAAGCAGCUGACGGAGCUUCAUAG